Messenger RNA from Drosophila ficusphila, 1935 nucleotides. RefSeq lists its product as uncharacterized. The coding region runs from base 1 to 1794 and encodes 597 amino acids. Lineage: Eukaryota; Metazoa; Arthropoda; Insecta; Diptera; Drosophilidae. The transcript has a single exon. The record is from RefSeq and is a predicted model, not a curated record.
AUGUCGCGGAACCGCAGCAACCUGAGUAGCCAAAAUAAAUCAAUUGAUUGUGAUGAUGAGGUGGAAGAAGAAUCUGCUACAACAAAUCGACGAACUAAGAGUGGAUCACUGGAAUCGAGGUCGCCACCUGAGAACUGUGACUUUGUGGAGUUUUUGGAUAUGCAGGAAGAUUCGCAGGACCUGAAUUUGUGGCAGGAAAAUGCCGAAAGCUCCGUCCAGGAGAAAAGCCCCCUUCACAGGGUAGUUAAACCAAAUACCACUUAUAAACCCCACAUCAAUCCGGAGGCAGUUGAGAAUCAUCGAAGGAUCUACCGCCAAUUGGGUAUUCAUGUUCCAGAAUCUCAACCAGAUCAUCCUUUAAGUUGUUACAGCUUCAUUGUGAAACUUUUCCUAGCCACUUCUUUGGAUUCUGUGGAUUUUCUUAAAUGGUCCGCUGAUGGUUGUGAAUUGGAGAUGGAUUAUCAGGGUUUGGAGAGCCACUUGACCAGUGGUUGCUCUAUUUUCCAGUGUCGAAACACAUUGCAAUUUACAGGCUUCCUUUUGGCCCACGAAUUCGAACGGGUUUUGUACCGUGAGGAUACUAAAUCCAUCCUGUUGAUCUAUCGGCAUCCAAAUUUCUCUAAAGACGAGCCUGCAAAGUUGCAAUUGCUGGCUGAAAAAAGCCGUGACUUUGAGGAGGAAUUCGAUGAGAAACCGGAGGAUCCACGAUUUCCACCACUGAAUAUGCCAAAUGCUGCUCAUACCGACAGGAUGAUUCACCGAGGAGAUCUCUGUUCAAUUUCUUACACAUGCCGUUCUCCUUUGCAAGUAGCUCGAUGUCGAUUCCAAACCCUGCUGGGUUAUCAAGCCGAUUUGGCGGUUCUCAAGGAGCGCAAUAGUCUUGAUGUAUUCAACAAACAAAAAAGGGGUCGCAGUGCCAUAAAUAAUACUCUAAUCGAUACAAUUCCAGGUAAAGGAUCCUCGACGAAAUACGUAAAGCCACACGAGUCGGUUAUAACUAUUGGAAUUGGUCAAGCGCCUGACUAUGCCGGUUAUUAUGGGAGAGUAGAGCUCUCUAAAGUCAACGAUUUCUUUUCGGAAUACCUGCCACGAUAUGGCAGUAAAAUCACAGGCUAUAAAGAUAUAGUUAUGGAUGCCACCAACAAAUCUAUUGGCUUUCAACAGAAUCUACCUAUUGGAAUGGACUAUUCCGAUGAUGAAGACGAUGCUCUACCACCAAUUUCUUUGGGACUUGAAAUGGAUUUUACGCCAUCCACAUCAGCAGCGGCAAAGGUAAAGACUUCCAGCCGAAAGCCAGUUGAGGAUUCGGAUUUGGAGCAGGCCAUGCAGGAAUUAUGUGAGGGUUCGCACUUCAAUCAAGACGACGAUGUUCCACAAUCCAGCAGCGGCAUUAGGCCAAAACCAAAACCCAAACCAAAGGCAAAGGCCAAGCCCGCAAAACGUUUGGCUAAAUUCCUGGAGUCGAGUUCGAGUGAGAACGAAGAUUCUAAGGAGGUUGAGGAAAAGAAACACGUUAAGCCAAAGAAAAUAAAAAUGGAUGCGGUGGAAGAUGACAUCUCCUAUACUGUAGAAAUCGAAUUGGAUUCCGAGAUGCCAGAAAUCGAUGAAAGGACAGUCAAAAAGGCGAAGGACCAGCAAUACGAUGAAGAGGAUGAUGAUUCAGAGGACGACGAGGAUUUAGAUGAGGAAGACGAUGACGAUUAUAUUGACAAAAAUGUGCAGUACCGAAAUGCCACGGAACCUCCAAAAAGGCGACGAUAUGAUCUGCGAAACUCUAAGCGAAGUCCACCUUAAAGUGGUCAACCAUACAUCUUAACCUCUAACACAACUAGAAACAAAAAUAUUUAGAUCAAUUAUAUAAAGCUGAUAAUGGAAAUAUCAUAGGUGAUAGAAAAGCUGGUCUUUUCUCACUUCGAUUAAACUUCGAUUACUCAA